Messenger RNA from Apis mellifera (honey bee), 1802 nucleotides. Its product is annotated as eukaryotic translation initiation factor 5B. The coding region runs from base 253 to 1599 and encodes 448 amino acids. The transcript is spliced from 3 exons. Lineage: Eukaryota; Metazoa; Arthropoda; Insecta; Hymenoptera; Apidae. The record is from RefSeq and is a predicted model, not a curated record.
AAAUAAGAAAUUUCACGUUUAUGUGGUUGGCUGCACUUCCAGUCGUUCACGUUCGGGAGUUUUAAAAUCCCGAUAUGGAUAAAAUUUUAAUAUUAUCUAUUAAAUUAUGAAACUUACUUGUUUACCUUACACAAAUUCCGAUGCCAAUAAACAUUAAUGUAAAACUAUAAUCGUUAAUGGAUAAAAUGUAAUCCUGAUGAGGUUAACCGUGUACGUGGGAAAGUACAUACCCCGUACAAUCCAACAAAAGCAAUGUCGGAGACUGAUUUUAUAUAUGUACAUCCUAACAAAAAAUCUAAUCGAUAUAACAGCGGAGAAAAAUAUGAGUUCAAACGUACACAAACGCGAAAUUUAUCCCAAUGCAAUUCAAUAGAACCAUCGGAAAGGAACAAUUUUCGAAGAAAUCGAGAGAAUGAGAGGAAAUAUCUGGAAAAGGUGAAGAUGGAAAGGCAGUUGGCUGCCAUCAAUUCGAAGAAAAAGUCUUGCGACGAGGAUUCGGAAGAAGAGAGAAAGAAUAAUUUUCGUAAGAAUCUGGAGAAUGAGAGGAAAUGUCUGGAAAAAUUGAAGGUGGAGAGGCAGUUGGCUACGAAGAAGAAAUCGUCCUGCGACGAAGAUUCGGAAGACGAGAGGAACACUUUUCGAAAAAAUCUGGAAAACGAAAGGAAAUAUCUGGAGAAAUUGAAAACUGAGAGGCAGUUGACUGCCGUGAAGAAGAAAAAAUCCUGCGACGAAGAUUCGGAGGAGGAAAGGAAUACUUUUCGAAGAGAGUUGGAAAAUGAGAGAAAAUAUCUGGAGAAAUUGAAAGCGGACAAACAGUUGGCCGCCAUAAAAAAAAAAUCUUGCGACGACAUCGAGGAGGAGGAGGACGAAAGAAUUAGUAACUCGUGGUUCUUUCAAUGUUGUAGGAGAAGGAGAUUACCCGCGAAGAAGGUCCACAGGAAAAGGCCAACAUUCUGGCAACGGGUCAGGGGAAAAUUGAAAAGGAAGAAGAAACCGAAGAAGGCAAUUUUCGAGGAAGAGGAUGAGAAGAUCAAGCGGAAAAAGAAGAAAGAGAUGCCCGAGUACGAGGCGGAGAAGCCGGAUAAAGUGGAGGAUGCGCCGCCUGAAACCAAGAAGGAAAUAGAUUUCACGAAGAGCUGUUGUUAUUUGUGCGCCAAGAACACGAUGGCGAUCGCUGCGGCGCUCACGAAAGGUGAAAAAUUUCACAUAUCCAUACAAGCGUCGACGAAGGAAAUAGCGACUUCCGACAAAAGCUGCAGUCCAACCAUAUACGUGAGAACCGUGCAAUCAUCCGUUAAGGUUAGGACGCGCGAUAUAGGGACCUCGUUCCCCGAGAAGAAGAAGGAGAAGAAGGCGAAGAAAGCGAAGCCAAAGUUGAAAAUUCCGAAGAGGUUGCAGGCAAUGAUCCCGAAGUUGAGAUUUCCAAUGUAUCCGAAAGUGCAAACGGUCGCUUGUGAAACGGAUAAAUCGAUGAUACCGCAGUGUAGGGCAAGGCAAGGUGUCAACUGCGUGACGGAGGCGAAAGUGGCGAUGCAAGCGGCAAAACUGAAAGCUGAUAAACUUAAUAACCAAAAUUGUACAAACAAGAAUUUUGUAUAAAUUAUUUGAUAUAGAUAUAUAUAUAUAGAGUUUCUUUUAAUCGUUUUUCAUAUAUAUUCGGUUCAGUACUUUGAUAUUCAGUUUUUAACAGAAUUUUAUGUGAAUAUUAUAAUUUAUCGCAUCACAGUUAUACGAUAACGUAAUAUUUAAUGUCCAUUCAAUAUGAACGAAAUAAAUUUAUAUUAUGAAGUUAAAAAAAUUAA